UAUGGGUCAAACAUGCGGCACCGAAUGAGCAACCAUGAUCUGCAUGUUAGCGGCCGCGCGCUCACUAUCAACAUGGUGCGAGACCUCGAGACCGCCGCCGUCCGGGUAGUGGAUGAUCGGUCGGUCCGGAUCGACCGUUCAGUUCUGGUGGAGUCGUCGCUACACGCACAAGCGCAGCACAGCGCACCAGCGGAGUUUGUUUCUGCUAGGGGGGAAGGUUUUUUGCCUUACGCAAAAGGAUUCGCGUUCAGUUCCGUGCGCGAACUCAAGCCGAGAAUGGCACUGUCUAGCUGUGGUGUGCGAGUUGGCGCGUAAGAACAAACCUCUAUUCGGUGAUGCGUUCCAGAUCUCGUCUCGCGAGUGUGCGCUUCCAUAAGGUUUUAUCUGUGAUUUGUGUGUGUGUCUAGUUUUUGUGAGUGACAGAAACGUGAUUGUGAGAAUUAUAUAUUUUGUAAUUAUAAGUUAAAAAAAAAGCUCGUCAACAUGACACCAUCCAGUACCCUGUGCGUGAUUUCGCUGUGGAGUGUCAGUGUGCUGAUCCUGCUGCUGGGCGGGUGUGAUCGGACCGCUGCCAACUUUAUCACCUACGUGGACGAUUCGGGCGAAACUGUGCCGGAAGACUAUGUGCUGGACACGACGCACGGGCGCAAGAAGGUCCGCCCGCAGGACUACAACGAUGCGCUCGAUCGGUUGAUUGCGGAUGCGCUCAACCAGACGGUGCCGCGGUCGAACGAGACCUCGUCCGAGGAGCUGGGAUCCAGCUCGGCCGAGCAGAGCGUCGCCUGCAUCGGCAGCCGACAGCCAUUGCACAUCGACGCGCUGGACAGGCUGACCGUGCGCAAGUGCUGCCCGAAGGGCCAAUCGUUCCACCGUCUAAGCAUAACCACCUGCCACCCGAUGGAUGUGCACGAUCACAUAACCCGCUUCACGCUGCUGGCCCGCCAGCUAAAGUACUACGGUCCCGGGUGUCACGAGUACGGCAAGUACCUGCGCUACAACACGUCGAUCGACAAGACGUGCGUCGGGCAGAGGUUGAUCUUUAACGAUCGUGGCACGCAGAUGCUGCUGAUCCAGAACGGCUCACUGCUGGUGACGCGCGGCGAUCGGGUCGAGUUUUACGAUGACUUCUGCGUGGAGGAGACGGGCAAUAUGGUGCUGGCGGCCCACAUCUGUGACGCGCCGGGUGGCAGCCACGGGGACGAUCUGUUCUCCGGGUGGUUGGGCACGGUGAUGAUAGUGCUGGCGCUGGUCGCCUCGGCCAUUACCGUGCUGGCGUACGCGUUCGAUCGCACCUUGCCCCACCGGUACGGGCCACUGAUUGCGAGUCAUGCAGGGCUGUUGGCGGGUGCGAUACUGCUCGAACUGCUACUAACGGCACUGCAUCAAGAACAUUACCGGCCCGCGGUUGACAUGCUGGUAGAGAUCUCGUACGCCAUCUUCGUGAUCUUCAGUGCAAUGCUGUUCUUCUCCUCGGCCACCGGUACUACCAGCAUCAACUAUCGCCUGCUACUAGUAGCCGUAUUCUUCAUAUCCUCCUGCUCGCUCGUUGCUGUCGCACUGACGUUCUACUCCGAGCGUGUCCUCCUGAUGGCAGUGCUGUCCAGCCUGCUCGUGGCGUUAAUCAUCUGCGCCGCCAACGUGUACACCUCCUUCGGGCGCAAUCAUCUCGGGUUUAACAGUAGCGAGAACCCGUUCGAGAUUAUCAACGAGGGCAGCACGGCCAAGCGCAUGGAUCAGCGGAAGGAACUCACGGUCGUAUCGACGUUCGCUUGUGCCACCCAGAUCAUCGUCUGGAUCCCGUACUCGAUGGGCAAGUACACGCUCCUGUCCGUGCUGGCCUGGAACGCGAUCAUCAUCUUCGUCGUGUUCGUGGGCCUCCGGCGACGUUCGAUCGGGCUGUGCAACGUUGGCCAGCGGGUGAAGCUGCAGCGCCCGGGACAGGUGUCGAUCAGCUCACCGUACGCCGACCAUCAGAUGCCGCACGAUACGCAAACCGUCCUGCCGCCGGACGACGAAAUUGAGGCAGAAAAUGAGCUGCGCGUGGUGUAGC
This is a messenger RNA of Anopheles merus, 2050 nucleotides long. RefSeq lists its product as uncharacterized. The transcript is spliced from 5 exons. Bases 484 to 2049 code for a protein of 521 amino acids. Lineage: Eukaryota; Metazoa; Arthropoda; Insecta; Diptera; Culicidae. The record is from RefSeq and is a predicted model, not a curated record.